UUAUAAUUUUUUUUUAGUUCCAGUGCCUAGUUUUGUUUUGUUAUUUUUUUUUAAACUGCCAGCCAGUACCCCCACUGCCCAGUGUGUUAUAUUGUUGUGCUAAUUGUUUUAAAUAUUUAAUUGUUGUACUAAUUCAUUAAUUAUACUUUAUACAUUUCACAGAUUGUUGUGAAUGUCAACACACUCAACUGAGAUGUCUGAUUAUGAAGAUGAAGCAAUCCAAAAUGAAGGGGUUAGCGUUGAUGCAAAUGCAAGUAGUAAAACACCCGGUGCCUCUAAGUCAAAGAAACGAAAAAUUAGUCGGACAAAAUCUGAGGUAUGGGAUCAUUUUACCAAAUUUGAAAAUUUGAAAUCUUCUUGUGCUAGAGUUUCUCUUACCACUGAUAGUUGGACAUCAUUGCAAAGAGUGAAUUAUAUGUGUCUUACAUUGCAUUAUAUUGAUAAUGAAUGGAAAUUGCACAAAAGAAUACUUAAUUUUUGUCCAAUUUCUAGUCAUAAGGGAGAAGAUAUUGGUAAGGCAAUUGAGAAAUGUUUGCGGGAUUGGGGACUUGAUAAUGUUUUCACUAUCACAGUAGACAAUGCUAGUUCAAAUGAUGUUGCUACGGGGUAUUUGAGGAAGAAGUUCAAUAAUUUGGGUAGUUCGAUUUUAGAUGGGAAAUUUCUUCACAUGAGAUGCAUUGCUCACAUUGUUAAUUUGGCUGUGAAUGAUGCUUUGAAGGAAAAUAAUGAAUCAAUUUGUCGUGUUAGAGGGGCAGUGAGAUAUGUGAGACAAUCACCAUCUAGAUUGCAAAAGUUUAAAGAAUGUAUUCAAAUGGAGAAAAUUCAAUCCAAGGCUUUGUUAAGCUUAGAUGUAUGCACUAGGUGGAAUUCUACUUAUCUUAUGUUGGAUUCAGCACAAAAGUUUGAGAGAGCCUUUGAGAGAUUUGAGGAGCUUGAUCCACAUUAUGGUCAUGACCUUUUGAAUAGUGAAGGAAUUCCGGACCAUGAUGAUUGGGAAAAUGUUAGGAGGUUGUGCAUGUUUUUGGGUCAUUUCUAUGAUCUUACUGUGAAAGUUUCAGGCUCAUUGUAUGUUACUUCAAAUACUUAUUUUCCAGAAAUAUGUGAAGUGUAUUCUAUUUUGCGUGAUUGGAUAAAGAGUCGGGAUUCACAUUUUAGUUCAAUGGCACAAAGAAUGAAAGAUAAAUUUGACAAGUAUUGGGGAAAUGUGGACAAAAUGAAAGAUAAAUUUGACAAGUAUUGGGGAAAUGUGGACAAAAUGAAUAUGUUGUUGUAUGUUUAUUGGGGAAAUGUGGACAAAAUGAAUAUGUUGUUGUAUGUUGCAACUGUGCUUGACCCUAGGAGAAAGUAUGUGUAUGCUGAUUUUUGUUUCAAAAGGAUGUAUUCAAAUGAUGAAGCCUCUAUAUUGUCCAAAAAGCUUAGACAAGUGAUGAUGGAUUUGUUUAAUGAAUACAAGAGGUUGCAUGAAUCUUCUUCUUCUUCAGUAGUUGAGACUUUUCAAUCAAAUGAGAUUGUAAGUGAGGACAUGCCUUCUAUACCUCAACCUCCAAAGAAAGGGAAACAAAAAGCUGUUAAUAAGGAAUUCAUGAAGUAUUUGGAAGAAAUUGGUUGUGCUAAUCAGAUCACAGAGUUGGAUAAGUACAUUACUGAACAACUUGAGAAUGGUGACUUCCCAUUCUUUCAAGCUUAG
Ipomoea triloba (trilobed morning glory) is the source of this 1687-nucleotide messenger RNA. RefSeq names its product zinc finger BED domain-containing protein RICESLEEPER 2-like. The record is from RefSeq and is a predicted model, not a curated record. The coding region runs from base 173 to 1687 and encodes 504 amino acids. Lineage: Eukaryota; Viridiplantae; Streptophyta; Magnoliopsida; Solanales; Convolvulaceae. The transcript is spliced from 5 exons. Gene Ontology annotation, molecular function: DNA binding.